UGUUGCUGAUGCCCACACUUGUCGUCAGACGCUAUUCAAUGAUCAACAGCAGCUUCACAUUGGGGCAAAGCGGUAAAUCCGCCAUAACUUGAACGCAUCAAAAGAAAACUGCGUCAGUACGCGCACGGACGUAAGCAGCUCGUCCAAUCAGGUGCGGAGAGCGAGGCUCAGGGAAGAAGCAGAUGAUAUGGCAGCUUUGAGAGCGACCAGGUGGAACUUGCUUUGUUCAUGCGUCUAAACCUCAGGACAUGAACACACUGUGACUCCGAGACGGCGUCGGGGCAGCUGCUCAAGAUGAUUUACCUGAUCCUAAUUUCCGUGUUCUCCGGAGCGGUCGCCACGUUGAUAGUUCAGUUCCUGCUGAUCUACCGGAGGAGCCCGGAGCCCGCAGGCAGGACGGUGCAGUAUGUGAAAGUGGUGCCUGAAAACGCACUGAAGGAUUACUUUAAUACCCAUCAUGCCGAGGCAGGACAGCAGCAGCAGCAGGACAACACGGCAGCAGCGGCCGCCGCACACAGGCAGCAGGAGGCCGCCUCGGCGCGGCAGCAGGAAGCGGCUGGCACCGGCGGCAGCCCCAAACAGCCGGCGACCCGCAGCGAGCCCGGGGACGCCAACAAACCCGAGACGUGCAAUUUCCUCAACGCUAUAUUCCUAUUCCUGUUCCGGGAGCUGCGCGACACCCCGGUGGUCCGACACUGGCUCACCAAGAAGAUCAAGGUGGAGUUCGAGGAGCUGCUGCAGACCAAGACGGCGGGUCGCCUCCUGGAGGGGCUCAGCCUCAGAGACAUCUCCCUGGGCAAUUCUCUGCCCGUCUUCAAGAGCGCCACACUCAUGAAGCCGGUGCACCUGAACGAGGACGGCAUGCCGGAGGAGCUCAACUUCGAGGUGGACAUCGAGUACAAUGGCGGCUUCCACCUCGCCAUCGACGUGGAGCUGGUGUUUGGGAAGUCUGCCUACCUGUUCGUGAAGAUGCGGCGCGUGGUGGGUAGGCUGAGGCUGCAGUUCACGCGCAUGCCCUUCUCCCACUGGUCCUUCUCCUUCCUGGACGACCCGCUCGUGGACUUCGAGGUGAAGUCUCAGUUCGAGGGGAGACCGCUGCCCCAGCUCACCUCCAUCAUAGUCAACCAGCUGAAGAGGGUGAUCAAAAAGAAACACACGCUGCCCAACUACAAAAUCAGAUACAAGCCCUUCUUCCCGUUCCAAGUGCAGCCGUCGCUGGGUUCGGCCUUUGAUCUGGACCUGUUGGUGCAGGAGAGCAAGCUGGGGGAAGGCAGACUCAAAGUCACCCUCAUUGAAUGUAGCAGACUGUUCAUCCUGGGCUCCUAUGAUAGAGAAACCUAUGUCCACUGCACUCUGGAGCUGAGCAGCCACCAGUGGAAGGAGAAGACUCGCAGCUCCAUCAAACGGACGGAGGUUAUCAAGGGGCUAUGUGGCAGCGUUGGGAUGACCUUCAGGCAUGUUCCUGCCACUGAGGGGGACGCAGUCCACGUCAGCAUUGAGACGGUCACAGCCAACUCUCCUGCAUCCACAGCAGAUCUGCAGAGGGGCGAUCGCCUCAUUGCCAUUGGAGGUGUCAAAGUGACAUCCUCAGUUCAAGUACCCAAACUGUUGAAGCAGGCUGGAGACAGGGUAGUGGUCCUUUAUGAGAGACCGGUUCGUCACCAGACUUCCUCUUUGGGAAGCUUAGGAACUCUUCAGGAAGGCUUUGGGCAGCUCGAAGAAACCGGUUUUAUCCCUCAGCCAGGUGGCUAUGAGGAGGACCCAGCCCCCAUCACCACCCUUUCUGACAUAUCCGAUGGCAAAGACAUGGACUCUGAGUUUGAAGAGUUGAUUGUGGACUCCAAACCUAGUCAGACUGGUAGCCCUCACAGUACCACAAAUACCAGUGAAACUAAGGAGGAUUUCUUACUUACAGUAAACCAAAGCCCCAAAAGGACUGUGGCCAACUUGGCCUCCAAGCCCCUUGGUUCCAUAUCACCCAUUCUAAACCGCAAGCUUAACCUGGUGGGUCUUCAGUCACCAUUAAAGCCUCAUCCCAAAGAAUCACCAAAGCCCUCACCACAUAAGACCAGUAGUGAUCCAAGUGAGGGUCUGCAGCGCCCCACUGUUCCUCCCCCACCUCCUCCCUCUCGCCCUCCAGUGCCGCCAAGACCUCAGAUAAGGUUGACAACAGCCUCUUCAGAAACCAGUCUUUUUGAAAGUGUCGAUUCUGCUACAACUUCUAAUGCAACUGUUGCUCCUAUAGUGACUGCCGCUAGUAGUGCUUCUGAAAAAUCUCCAGAAAAGGUUCCUCUCACUGGAGCCAAUGAGGAGAAGGCUGGCACAGAGAAAGUAUGUGUCAAACAGGCUGACACAAAGCAGUCCACUAAGCCAAACGAGUCCACUGAUGAGCUGCCAGCCCUUCCCACUGCAACCAGCUGUAGCAAGGCUGAUCAAGCAAAGGAAAAAGCUUCAGAGAGCUCGUGCAGCACACGAGACAGUCUAGAAGACCACUCCAUUUGGGAAUCUCCAGAAACCAUGUUUCGUAAUCAGACAGCACGCUGGCCCAAAGCCUCAAUGGUGUUUGAUGUAGAGAGCAAUCACAAGUACCUUAAUGUGGCCCUGUGGUGCAAAGAUCCCUUUAAGCUGGGUAGUUUGUUGUGUCUGGGUCAUGUGAGUCUCCGACUGGAGCAUGUAGCCCUGGAAUGUAUGGCCACAUCUUCAGCAGAGUACCAGAGCCCCUUUAGGCUUGGGCCUCCAGAGCCCAGAGCCAAUGUCAGCCGCACUGCACUACGAAGUCUCGGCACCCACAAGGGCUUCAAUGAAAAGCUGUGUUAUGGAGAUGUGACCCUGAACUUCUGCUAUUUAGCUGAGGGUGACUUUGAAUUUCCAGGGGGUCUGGUAGAAAAAGAGCGAGAGGGAAGUCUUCUUGAUGAAGAUUUAAAGGAGAGGGAGAGGGAACAUAUCCCUUCAACACCACGGGAUGACUUGGCCUUUGGCACCAUGCAGUUGGUAGAGGUUCGUCACAACUUCCAGGACACACAGUUCCAGAACCCCACCUGGUGUGAAUACUGCAAGAAGAAGGUUUGGACCAAGGCAGCCUCUCAGUGUAUGAUCUGCGCCUAUGUUUGCCACAAGAAGUGCCAGGACAAGUGCCUCUCUGAAAAUCCCUUCUGUGUGGCAGCAACUGAACGUCGUGGAGCUGACCCUGAAGCCAAAUCCACCAUUACCCGGGCAACUGGACUAACGCGCCAUAUCAUCAACACCAGCUCCCGCCUGCUUAAUCUGCGGCAGGUACCUAAGACUCGGCUAGUUGAGCAGGUGGUUGAUGUGGUGCCUGGAGCGGUGGAACCCUCACCCAAGCAUACACCCAACACUUCAGACAAUGAGAGCAGUGAUACUGAGACCUACACCAGUGGUGCCAGCCCCUCAAAGCAGCCCGUCAGCUGUGCUGGUAGCAGUAAACUUGUACGCAAGGAAGGAGGGCUGGAUGACAGUGUGUUCAUAGCUGUGAAGGAGAUAGGGCGGGACCUGUACCGGGGGCUGCCCACAGAUGAGCGCUCCCAGAAGCUUGAGUUGAUGCUGGAUAAACUGCAGCAGGAAAUUGACCAGGAGCUGGAGCACAAUAACGCCCUUAUGCUAGAGGACAAAGAGGCCACAGAUGCCCGUCGCAAAAACCUUAUUGGUACUGCCCUGGCCAAGUCUGGGGAGAGACUGCAGGCCCUUACCUUGCUAAUGAUCCAUUACCGGGCUGGGAUUGAAGACCUAGAGUCGGUGGAGAGCACCUCUCCUUCAGAGCAGCAAGGUUUUAAAGGAAAAGGAGAAGGCCUAGAAGACGAAGCCUUGAUGGGGACAGAGGUCUAUGACAGUGACAUCGGCAGCCCAGUGGAGGUGCAACUGCUAGAUGACAUUACCGAGGAGCAGAUCUGUGUGGAAGCACUCCACUAAAUAAGACUAGAGAAAUAAAUAAGAGGAACAUGCUCUGUGCACCUUUCCUUCUAUCAAACAGUAUCCUUUUGGACAGGAAUUGCAGCAGUCAGUUUUAAAUAUUGGGGUUGUGAGGUCCAGUUUUUGAUCCACUUCAUUUUUACAUGAAAGAUAUGAUAGGAAAAUGAAUUUUCUCCCAAAUAAUUCAUGGUAAUCCUGUCAUUGAUGUUUUGAUUUGCACAGUGUAAUGCAGUCCCCAUGCUUUCCAUGUGUCUCUGGGGUUUAAAAGGGAAACUUGAAAGCUACACUUAUCUGCCCUCAGUAGUGCUGCACAUUAAUCCUUCAGUUUAGUUUUUCUCUGCAAAAGGUCAUUGUAACAAUUUGAUUUGGUUUGCUUUCUUGUCUGUAACUGCUUUGGCAUAAGGACUUGGGACUAUGUGCACAUUUAUGUGCUGCUAGUUUGAAUUAUCUUCAUUUUGGAGAAAUAGUAUGUAUUUAAUAUUUGUUGAUAUGAAGGUGAAAUAUUGGAGUCAAUAUCAAUGUGAACACUACUAAGGGAAAGUAGGUUUACACAUCCACCUCUGUGUUUGUCUAAUUACCCUGCAAGCAGUCAUACAUAUCUUUUGCUUUGAGCACUGUUUACCGUAAUAUAUUUGGAUUUUAGAAGUGACUUUCCCUGCUCAAAAGCUCUUUGUGAUUUCAGCAUGAUUAUAAGUAAAACCUAAUAUAUAAUUUGCCUCUUUCUGUUGAUUUAUUUGUUUGUCUUAGUAAGGCCAAACAUGUUGUUACCCAUAGUUCCUUCCUUCAUAGUUUCCUUUGAAGGAUGAAGACAUUUUAUUUUUUGGGGUUCUAUUUCUUUUCUAAUAUGUAUGUAUGGUUUUCUCUUGACAGGUUACAUUCUGUUCAGAUUACCAGAUGAGAUGAGAAAGGCACAGAAUUGCCUCUUUUUCAUUGAUUGUUACCAAGGAUCUCUCAUGAUGUUGAAAUUGUUGAUGUUGAAAUGUUGAAACAUUUGUUUAUUUACCUGCUUGAAUGUGUUUUCUUUCUAUGCUUGUUGGAACAAAUGUUGAUCUGAAACCCUUGUUGUGAUAAAAGAUUGCUUUGUCCUAACAGCUGCAAUUGGGUUUACAUUGGGGCUAAGGGUUGGGGUCAGGCAUUUACUUGGUAUGUUAAGCGGCUACUUCAAGGAGCUGUGAUGUUAAGUGGUGCUCUUGUGGCUUUGUGAGUUGUUUUCAUACCCAAAUGAACGUAUGUUUCUGUUUUUGUUUCUAUACAACUGUUUGGCACCACUUUCCCUUGUUUUCCAGCAAAACCAUCAAUCAAGCAUUGAUGUAGCCUAUUACAAUAAUCUAUCAGCACUAUCUACUGCUCCCAAAAUGCCUUGCUGUUCAUCCUGUACACCCUUACAGAGCAACUGGAAAACAAUUGCUUGUCAAGACGUUAUAUGUUACUUCUGUGUAUCUCAAGGAAACAUCUAUCCUAAACCACUGACAAAUUUCUGAAUCUAUUCUGUUGAAGAUGUUCUUUUCUUUCUUUCUUUAUUCUGAUGGUUAUCUUGCCAAUCAGUGCCACAUCAGAUAUUUCCAGCACAGCAAAUACAAUUGAGUUUGAUUGGGUUUAAAUAAACAGGUUGAGUUUAGGAGCUUUCUCUAAAUAUGAACAAGGAUCAGAACAUCAGAAUUGCGGCGUUCAACAAAUUGUCAGGGUGAACUCAUAGUAGACAGAAGUGUAGUGCCAAUGUUUGACAGAAAGCGAUGUGCUGUUCAGAACAAAAACAGCCAGUCAAAUAUAACGGAUGAUUAGCUUGAAGGCUGACCAUAAUCUCCAACCCUGAAUAACAGUAAAUAUUACCAGAAUGCAUAGAAAAUCAUUAAGCAUUUAUCAUUGCAGCAGCCUAUGCCCUGUGAGUUGAGAUAAAUUUAGAUGUCAACUAAUGGUAUAAGAGAAGUAAUGAGCCAGACUUGAGCCUUGAUCAUACUUGGUGGACUUCACUCCAGUGGCAGGUUUGCAGAAGAGGACACGUUUCACACAUGUACACAAGAAAACAUAAUUUUAGCCCUCUGGACAGUGAGAAGAUGAGCUGCUUUGUUCGGCCGAACAACAUAAGAAAUUCCCCAAAACGGUGAAUGACUGCAAUGACACGCGAAAGGAUGCGGAAUACAGUACAAACAUCAUGACAUGCAUACAUUGCAGUACACAGUUAUCCAAUUCACUUUUCUGGCGCAUGCACAGUCUGCGUGCUUGCUGUGUGAACAGUCUGUGUAGUGUCAUAUUUUGGGUCGCAUGCAGAUCAGAUAGGGCACACGCGAACCUUGGCUGACUCGGGCAGAUUGCAAAUCUUUUUGUGGGCACCCAGAUACAGAAUGCAUGAAUUGGCCUUUAGUGGACACAAAGGACUAUUUCAUGCGAUUUUUAGUAUAUUCGAUAUGUUGCUCAUGUAGAUAUUGGCUUUUCAGCUGCUAUUGUCAAUCUCUCUCUGUCACUGUAUAUUCAGAUUUUUGUGCAAUAUUUUUGUAGGAAAUGAAACUGGUAAUCUGCAAUGAAUCCCAAUGUCUGUGAUUGUUCUUCUUUUUCUCUGAAAGUGUGUAGUUGAUAUGCCCAUCAUCCUUAACCUGAUGUUGGCGCCCAAUGGAAAUCUGAGAGGAGUUCACACUGUAAACCCGUCUUAGCCUGAGAAGCACUGCUAUUGCUGCUGCUGUUGUUUCAAUGUGCUCUUCCACGGAACUCAUAAUCAUAUGCUUCUGCCACCCAUCCCCCAGUCCUAACCUUUGAAACUGCACCCGCUGUACGCUUGUCCUCCACAGCUUUCAGCAGGUCGACAUGGUGUUUGUUUCUUUUUGUGUACGUGAGGGAUGUAGUACAGCUUUCAAGGAGGCUCAUGUGAUGAAGCUUUAUUGUCCAUAACCCAAAUAAACAAGCUCAAAAUGGUU
Messenger RNA from Pleuronectes platessa (European plaice), 6836 nucleotides. RefSeq names its product PDZ domain containing 8 (gene pdzd8). Lineage: Eukaryota; Metazoa; Chordata; Actinopteri; Pleuronectiformes; Pleuronectidae. The coding region runs from base 295 to 3927 and encodes 1210 amino acids. Gene Ontology annotation, biological process: mitochondrial calcium ion homeostasis. The transcript is spliced from 5 exons. The record is from RefSeq and is a predicted model, not a curated record. Gene Ontology annotation, cellular component: mitochondria-associated endoplasmic reticulum membrane contact site. Gene Ontology annotation, molecular function: protein binding; lipid binding.